AUGUACCAAAAAUUUGGGAAAUUUCCCGAUUUUGUGAACAAAAACUGUUUCAAACUAUUUAUUAUUGUUCACAAUAAUAAAAAUAACAGAUUAUUAAGUCACAAAAUAUUUUGUCUGGGAGUAACCCUUUCACGGUUUCCCGAAUUUUUGGGGUAUAACGUAAAGUAUUUAAAUAUAUCACUAAGACUAUAUAAACCCUCAAUCUCGUUUUUUGAGAUAUCUGCUAUGGGAAACACUGAGACACAGUACGUCAGAAAGCCGAAGAUUAUGACUUUGCCUACUUCACCAGCCGUUUUCUUCGAAUCUUUUUCACCAGACGAUUUUGAUGCCGAUAAAAACCUCCAAAUGGACGAAGUCUUGGAGGCAGAAGAUUUUUAUCGGUCAAAAUCAACAAAUUGUGUAUUUCCACAGAAAAAAGAGGAAACUCAUGGGGCUGAAGAACAGCACAUAAUCCCGAAUUUUUGCGGGGUUUUAGACCCAACCAAAUUCAUUGACUUUUUCAAAUUCAAAACUCAAAAUAAUGUUAUUGAAAUGUUAUACGAUUCUUCACAAGACGGGUUGGACUCACGUGAUUUUCGCGCAAAAAUUACAGGAAAGAAGAAUUUGCUUUUCGUUUUGGCUUCUCAAAAUUCAUGUUUUGGACUUUUCCAAUCGGAUCCACUUGCGUCCGUUCCACCACGUUCAUCACUUCACGCAGAUUCUCAGGACAUGUUCUUAUUUUCCCAAAAUCUCAACAUUAGUAAUGAGAACGGCCGGAACGAGGAUGGCUGCAUCCAUAUAUAUACCAAAAAAAAUCAAAGCAAAAAAUCGGUUGUGUUAUACCCAGCCGACUCGUCUCUUCUAUUCACAUGUUUCUCCGCUUUUUGGGUCGAUUCCAAGCUCGAUGUUUCCUUCAACUUUAACAUUAAUGAAUAUUAUGACACACAAUCGCUUGACCAAUAUCCUUUAUCUGGCGGUUUUGAAAAGGUAAAAUGCCAAAGACUUUUUGUCUUUUCUUUGUGUUAA
Molecule: messenger RNA, 1005 nt
Organism: Entamoeba invadens IP1
Lineage: Eukaryota; Evosea; Mastigamoebida; Endamoebidae
Exons: 3
Coding region: 1-1005 (334 amino acids)
Source: RefSeq, a predicted model, not a curated record